AAAUAAUAACUUUCUUGAAAACUUAAAAGAACAAUAAAUGAAAAGAUUUUCUGACGCGAUUCGCCAAAAUACCCUCCACACGAACUCCAAAUCGUCAGAAUAUGAUCUUCACUUGACGCCUCUCUCCCUCUCCCAUGGCCUCUCUCCCUCCCUCCUUUAGGCCAUCGUUUCUCCUUUUCUGAUUUUCCAUGAUCAGAAGAACCUUCGGCAACUCACAUCGUUAGGAAAAUCCCCAGCAUCCGGUAAUGGGUCGAUCCAAGUCCAAAAUCAGCCGUAAAAUCCGCCGCCGGCUGUCCAUCCUCCGCCGCUGCAUUCUCCGGCUAUGGAACCAAAUCCUCAUGUGCUCCAUCGGGAAACCGAUUAGGUACCGAAUGAUGUCUCUUCCCGCCGUUGUUCCCUCCGCUUCAUUGCCUCUUUCCUCUGCCGCCGCCGCCGGCGUAAUGGAGGAGGUAGCCCUCGUCAACCGUCCCCUGCCCUCCGCGGCGGCGAUUCUUCACAACAGCAGCAACGGCGUCCACCGUGUCGAUUCGGAUUUGGUUGCUUUGAAGAUUAGCCUCUUGGGUGACAGCAAUAUUGGGAAAACAAGCUUUUUGGCGAAGUACGUCGGCGAUGAGACGGAUGAAUGUGGAAGAAUCGAAGGAGGAGGAGAUGGGCUGAAUUUGAUGGGCAAAAUAUUGCAAGUUGGUGGCGCUCGGAUUUCCUACACUCUCUGGGAAGUUGAUAGUGGAGAUAAGUCGAGGGACCUGAUUCCGGCGGCUUGUAAAGAUUCCGUGGCAAUACUCAUCAUGUUCGACCUCACCAGUCGGGUCACUCUAAACGGGUCAGGCUAUAUUGUCUUCUAGUCAGUCAUUUGGCGAUGAUGAUCAUAGUUCUUUUGAUUUCAUUGUUCUUCUUGUAAAUUUGCAGAGUGAUGAGAUGGUAUCAAGAGGCACGGAAAUGGAAUCAGACGGCCAUACCAAUUUUGAUUGGAACAAAGUUCGACGAUUUCAUCCAGCUCCCCAUUGAUCUACAGUGGACAAUUGCCAGCCAGGCGAGAGCAUAUGCCAAGGCGCUGAACGCGACCCUGUUCUUCUCCAGUGCAACGUACAACAUCAAUGUGAACAAGAUCUUCAAGUUUAUAACAGCCAAGCUCUUUGAUCUGCCAUGGUCUGUGGAGCGAAACCUUAAUAUUGGAGAGCCUAUCAUUGAUUUCUGAAGUUUUGUAGCAGGAACUCGCUCGACAACCAACCCUUUUCAUAUUGCCGCCUCCUCGAUGGACAGUGAUGAGUGUCAACCGGUCACCGUAAGUUGUUCUGCUUCGGUGAUUCCUGGAGUUGUUUCUUCUUGGAACUGUGGUGGUGGUGGUGGUGGUGGCAGUGGCCUGGCGUGCGAUGCAGGUUGUGAUUUGUUACCUCCCAAAGUGUAGAGAAAACUCACUGUUCUUUUCCUUUUCCUCAUUUCUUCAUCAAAUCACUAGUUCCUUAAUCUUUGUUUCUUAAAAUUUUGUCCCUUCUGAGUAAUUUAUAGUUUCAUAGUACUCGGUCGGUUCAGUUCACACAUGUACAUGAUCCAGGAUCUUGGGGAAAAUAAUGCCAGCAAUAAUGAGAGAGGGGGUGUUUGGUGUAUGUUUCAGACUUGAUUCGAAAAAUUGCAGAAACUCAUUACUCAACACUCAACAGUCUAAAUGGAAGAGAGAGAUUUCUUAUUCUUAAAGCAGAAUCCAUGUGGUUGUAACAGCUGCUAAUCUUUAUAUCAUUAUUAUCCAAAGACGAAAGGGAAAGGUUACCAACUGUUUGAUACAAAGACAAAACAUUUUGCAGUAUCCACAAAGGCUACUGAAAACAAAGGAAAUGAACCUUGACAAUUCACAUCUCUGUCUGCAAAAAUGGAAAUGAAUUACAACUGGAAAGUGGCACCAGCACGCUUCUUCUUUACUCCAGCUUCACCUCUAUUUUUGGAGCAUCAAUCUGCAGGUAAGUGUACGGCUCUGUCGGUUCCUCUCCGGGUUUGGAGCGCAUGCAUUCCCAGAAGAGCUUAAAAGGUCCUGGCACUGUCUUGAAUGGAUUCCCCUCAAAACAAGCCUACAGAUUCAGAUUACAAUACAAACAAACAUACAUAAAUUUCUGGAAGGUUAAGAUUGCAGUUCACCCGUUAUUAACAAAAGCAACGAGUAAAACAAACAAGCGAACCAAACCUGCCUUCCUCAUUCCCGAAAAUAGCUAAAAUGUCAAGUACAACAGAAUUCUAGACCUUAAGCACGUGACUAAGAAUGUAAGAAACCAGCUGAAGAUCUUGAUCUACAACAUCUGAACGCCUAAGAAACAAGACUUUCCUUAGUUUCCUCAGGGGAAGAUCAGAUUUCUAACCAUCCAAUUGGCAAUUUCCAUCUUCAAGGACAUUGACAUACAAUCAAAACAAAAUCAAUAGGCUGAGCUUAAUGCCAUGGGUCAAAUCUAAACACUUCUAAUAGUCAGCAAACAGCAGAAUUCAGCGCAACAGUGACCUACAUUGUUGACUUGGAUGGAGCUUGUGGGAACUUCCAAGAUCAGCACAUGUGUAUCGUCCAAGGAGUCAAUCAAUAACAUUCAUCAGUGACCUAUUUUCAACAAAUUCUGAAAUCUUCCUUCAAUCAAUUGUGGACCUGCACAAGCUUGAAGCCAAUUUUAACUCGCACAAAUCCAAAAUUGUUCACUGCUACGUGAAAUUCCUUAGGCUUCCUGCCAAUCCCAAAACCCUAAACACCGAAGUCUCCAUAAACCCCUAAAUAAGCUAAAGAACAUGUAACUUCAUCAAAUGAGGAAGGGCAGUGAUAAUUCAAGCGAAAGCAACGAAGCUUAUGAAGUACACAAAACUCUGAAAUUCUGAAUUCCCUACUUCCAACGUUGAAAUGUUUACGCGAAGCUAAAGGAUCGAAGAACCUCUGAACCCGACGAGUUCACCACAAGAAGGAGACGAAAAUGAGGGGAAAGGCUGGAAUGUUCAAUUACUUGAAUAACGUCCUCGGCUCGAUCGUUGCAUCGAUGUGCCUUUGGCUGCUUGUGAUCUCCCUCCGACAUCCCCCAUGGGCUCUCCCUCCUCGGCACCGGCCUCGUCUCGCUCAUUUUCUCGGUGGUUUUUGGCGGAACCCUCUGUGCAUUCCAAUACGCAUAUUUGGCGUUGUGGAAAUGUUAUUUCCAAAGCUAGCAUUAGUCAAGGCCAGAAGUCAGAAGUCAGAACCC
This is a messenger RNA of Linum tenue, 3197 nucleotides long. NCBI's taxonomy places the organism in Eukaryota, Viridiplantae, Streptophyta, Magnoliopsida, Malpighiales, Linaceae. The record is from the annotation of a GenBank genome assembly.